Molecule: messenger RNA, 2329 nt
Organism: Marchantia polymorpha subsp. ruderalis
Lineage: Eukaryota; Viridiplantae; Streptophyta; Marchantiopsida; Marchantiales; Marchantiaceae
Source: the annotation of a GenBank genome assembly
AAUUGCUAAGCAUCAAUGAAGAAGGAAGAUACCGAAGUUGACAGUGUCGAGGGCAGGGCAACACUUGUCGAUUUGUCAAUCUCUUGGACCCGUUACAAAAGAUCCGGGACGAGGAGGUAGAGAAUCUUGGGCCGCGAAUAUGCAAAGUCUGGCGUCGAUCGCUUCAGAAUAACGCUCGUUCUGAAAGGAGGCCGCAGGAUCUUCAAGAUGCUGCUCAAGUCACAGGGUGGAUGAGCACCAGAUCAGAGCACCAGAGCAUCAAGCGCGCGCUUCGUGCCGAAAACCCGAAGAAUUGUAGCUUCGGUGAUUUCUGCACGAGAUUUGUCCAUUUGUUUCGUUGGAAGAAUGGUAAUGGAGUGGUUGCUACCGAUUUUGGCGGUUUCGUGGGCGAUGGGCAUGAUGUUUCUGGUUCUCUUUCCUCAUUACCUUCUAAAACCUCUCCCUUUCAACACCUCAGAUUUUGAUAAGCAAAAGGUGAAAAAAUUCUUACUUCUGGUGGCGCAUCCUGAUGACGAAUGCAUGUUUUUUGGUCCAACGUUGCUAUCCUUGACCAUGCUCAGUGGAUGUGAAUUUCACGUGCUAUGCAUCUCUAACGGAAAUGCGGAUGGCCUUGGAGCUUGUCGAACGUUGGAAAUGGUGUCAUCAUGCUCUGUUUUAAAGGUCCCAGCGGAGAAUGUGAAAGUUCUUGAUCACCCAUCUUUGCAAGAUGGGCACGCCCAGCAGUGGAGCCAGCAGCUACUUGUCCAGAUCAUUGCGGAAGCUGUGCAAUCACAAUCUAUAGACUGUGUCAUAACUUUCGACAAGUAUGGAGUCUCUGGCCAUCCAAAUCAUUCUGCUUUGUCGCAUGCUCUACGUGCCUAUCUCGUCGAGAUCUCAAAAGACUUCAUCUCAACUGGAGACAUAGAAGGCUGGGAGCUCGAGAGCGUGAAUAUCGCCCGUAAAUAUUCUGGUGUGCUGGAAAUUUUUAUUUCAACUCUCAGAUGGUUGUGGAAUCGCAAGAGAGGGCAGUGUCAUUGCUUCGUAACCCCGAACCCCCUAACAAGUGUGGGUGCGAUGAAACAGCAUAAGAGUCAGUGGCUAUGGUAUUAUCCUCUCUUUCAAAAAAAUAUAAGCAGAACAGUUUGUUAGAGUUCAACAGUCUGCUAAAUUAUCAGUGAAGUCGGGUUUGCGCAGAUAUGUAGGAUAACUAUUCCUUCUGCUAUAGUGCUGAGAACUUCAAGAGGCUUGGCCUGAAGCUGACUGGAUAACGCUUCAACUUUUGCAGGUAUAGAAGGCUAUUUGUUGUUUUUGCUUCUUACACCUACGUGAACACAUUGAGGAGAAUAAUUGUGAAGAGAGAUGAAGUUCUGAAAAAGGAAGAGUAAUAGCGCACAUUGAUCUGCCCACAUCAGAGCAAUAAUUAAAGCUUAUUGCACCAGGUGACUGGCAUUUGGAGUUCUCAAACCACCUGAGCAGGGUUGAGUUCCUAGUUGAGGAGCUCUGAGAGAAGAGAAUUUUGAUUGUCAGCAGAUCUGCUCCGUGUUACAAAAGACAAGUUCUAGCCACUGAAGAACCAGAGUUGAUCGGUCUCAAUCACAUCAUGUGGAGAGCUGCUAAAUUUUACGUGAUCGAAAAAGUCUCAGCUAAAAUUUGAUGGUUGGAAGACAUCAACAUUCGUGACUUUGAACUUCUUUGUGACAAAUUCGUUGAACUCUUGAUGCGAAAGAAGGUGGACUAGCCUGAAAUCCCACGCUCUCAGAGGCAAGCUAUGUACCCACUGACAAGGAUAUGGGAUGAAUAGUUUUACUUGAAAUCAGGCCUAAUCACAGCAGGAGAAAAAUGUUUCACACAACGAAGACGUGUUGUGCAGUUUGAUUCAGAUAGCCAUCUGAUUACGCUUAAAUUUCUAGCGUUCAAAGUGAAGAUAUUUUUCUUCUCCCUUUCCGCGAUCCCAUUGGAUGUUAUCGUCUCAGGCCAUGUUCAAAGAAACUGUCGAUACAAAGCUCGGAUAUUUGCCGCUCCCAGUCGUAUGCGUCCGUGCGCCUAGAAUGGCACUACAGUAGGUUGUCCAUUUUCGUCGUGUUUGUAGAAAAAAUGAGCGACGUAUGUCUUGGUCUUGCUCCAUCCCAGUCACCGAUGUCACAGGGAUGGUAGCCUAACCCAUCACCUUCUUUCAGAAGGGAUGCCAAUGAGGAGUGCGAGCACCUUGUGGGGAGAUUUUCUCCUAGCUCUUCAUCCCAGACAGCCAGUCCAGAAGAGUUUCAGUUCUCCAGACGAGGAAGCCCUGGGGAAGGUAGAACAGCCGGAUUUGUAAGAAGUUAUGUAUUCGUCAAAUAAUAUUAUAUCUUGA